GUUUUAGGAAAGGGGCGGAGCUGCAGGGGUGGUUGGCUGAGGCUGGCUCCUGCGCGGUGCAGCUGCGCACGUGUUUCAGCCGGAAGCGCCUUAAGAUUCCCGGGGAUGGAAUCCGAAAUGGAAGCGCAGAGCGCCGGGGCAGAGGAGGGCUUUACCCAGGUCACCCGCAAGGGUGGCCGACGGGCGAAGAAACGACAGGCUGAACAGCUGUCCGCAGCGGGAGAGGGCGGGGAUGCAGGCCGCAUGGACACAGAGGAGGCCAGGCCGGCGAAGAGGCCCGUCUUCCCACCCCUCUGUGGGGACGGGCUCCUGAGUGGGAAAGAAGAAACAAGGAAAAUUCCAGUCCCAGCUAACAGAUACACACCAUUGAAAGAAAACUGGAUGAAGAUAUUUACUCCUAUUGUGGAACAUUUGGGACUUCAGAUACGCUUUAACUUGAAAUCAAGGAAUGUAGAAAUCAGGACUUGUAAAGAAACCAAGGAUGUUAGUGCUCUGACAAAAGCAGCUGAUUUUGUGAAAGCUUUUAUUCUCGGCUUUCAGGUGGAGGAUGCACUUGCCCUCAUCAGGUUGGAUGACCUCUUCCUAGAGUCUUUUGAAAUUACAGAUGUUAAACCCCUAAAGGGAGACCAUCUAUCCAGGGCAAUAGGAAGAAUCGCCGGCAAAGGAGGAAAAACCAAAUUCACCAUAGAGAAUGUGACACGGACGCGGAUAGUUUUGGCUGAUGUGAAAGUUCACAUCCUUGGCUCCUUCCAAAAUAUCAAGAUGGCAAGAACUGCCAUUUGCAACCUAAUCUUGGGAAAUCCUCCUUCCAAGGUUUAUGGCAAUAUUCGAGCUGUGGCUAGCAGAUCAGCAGAUCGAUUCUGAUUUCAAGUCAGAGACUUAUCUUGCCUUUGGACUCUGGAGAAAAAUACAGUGGUCGGUCACAAGAAACCAUCUGAACAAUUUCAGUCAUUUGAAGCCUUCUUCCAUUCUCAGUCAGAAGCAUAAACAGAAAAGAAGGAUUUAAGAGUAUUCACACUCAACAGGUUUUAGGAUAAUUUAAAUAUCAAAAAUUGAUUCUAUUAUACUUACACAUUAGGUAUAAUUUAUCAUUUAUCUGAAAUCACAUGUAGCAGAUUGCAUAGUCUGUAAUCCUCUCAGAGGGAAACUUCUUGUUUAAACAGCUCUAUAUGGAUUUUUACUUUUAUAUUUAUAAAUGUAUAACUUCAUACAAAUUUAUAAGCAUUUCUUUAUAAAUUGUAAUUUAAUAGAUUGUCUCAGAAAAACCUCUCUGAAUGAUGACCCUUCCUUAAUACUGGGUGAUGUGUGAAUAUUUGUUUGUUGGCGGACAGGGUCUCACUUUGUCACCCAGGCUAGAGUGCAGUGGUGCAAUCUCAGCUCACUGCAGCCUCAGCCUCCUGAGUUCAAGUGAUCCUCCUGCUUCAGCCUCCCUAGUAGCUGGGACUACAAGUGUGCACCACCAUGCCUGGCUAAUUUUUUAUAUUUUUUGUAGAGAUGGGGUUUCGCCAUGUUGAGCAGGCUGGUCUCGAACUCCUGACCUCAAGGGAUCCGUCCGCCUCAGCCUCCCAAAGUGCUGGGAUUACAGGCGUAAGCCACUGCGCCUGGCCUUGAUGUGUGAAUAUUUGAGAGGUCAUAAGCAGUGGUUUUGGCUAUACCAUAUUAUACCAUAUACAUCAGUAAGAGCUCAUCUUGGAACCUGUUUUGCAGUUUUAAAAAUUAAAGACCUACAUCACAGGGUUGAUGUGAAGAAAGCUUUAUUUUUCAAAGGAGUAUUUAAUGAAAGUAUACAAAACCAAUGUUGGGUAUAUAGACGCUUCUCAACUUAUGAUGGGUUUAGGUCCAGAUAAGCCCACUGUGAGUUGAAAAUACCAAAAAUCGAACAUCAUAGCUUAGCCUACCUUAAAAGGGCUCCGAACACUACAUAAGCCUACAGUUGGGCAAAAUCGUCUAAUACAAAGCCUACUUUAUAAUAAAGUAUGUUGAAUGUCUCACGUAAUUUUUGAAGAUUACAUUGAAAGUGAAAAACUGAAUGGUUGGGUACUUGAAAUACAGCUUCUACUGAAUGAGUAAUUCUAAAGUUGAAAAAUAGUAAGAACCAUCAUAAGUCUGUUUCUUCUAGUACAGGUGAAAUGAUGAAAGAAUGCUUUUUUCCCACCCAAAAAACUAUGUUCUAUAAAUGCAGACUAGCUAGUUUCUGCCUGUUUAAAUAGUAUUAUUUUAUACAUUACAAAAUGGAAGGAACUUACUUUAUUAAACUUAACUUUGAUACUUC
Symphalangus syndactylus (siamang) is the source of this 2272-nucleotide messenger RNA. RefSeq names its product partner of NOB1 homolog (gene PNO1). Gene Ontology annotation, molecular function: RNA binding. Gene Ontology annotation, cellular component: nucleus. The record is from RefSeq and is a predicted model, not a curated record. Lineage: Eukaryota; Metazoa; Chordata; Mammalia; Primates; Hylobatidae.